AUGGCGUUCGAGUAUCGCAUGCCCGGCACCUAUUUCGACACGCAGCCCGGCGGCGUUCAUCCCGGCGUCUUUCGCACACCCUCCUCUCCCUCCGCGAGCUCUUCGCUCUACCUCGCAAGGUCCUCCGGUAGCUAUCAGUCAGAAGCUGCGACCCCUCACGCCCAGCGCAUGCGAAAACGCCGAAACGAUGUGUCUCGUGAAGCUACCCCCCUACACGAGUGGUGCGACGGAAACAUGAACCUCGACAGCUCCGGCGAUCUACCUCCAAAAUACGACACUCCCCAGGCGAACCACGAAGCUCGUUAUACUCUUGCCGGUCAGCUCGAGACCCCAGGCGUUGUUGCCAAUCCUCCCUUCGAGAAUGGUGCGCUGGACGAGAGCAUGUACUCGGAUGCCGAUUACCGAAGCAAACUUGGAUCAAAACGUCCCCACGAAGAAAUAGAGUCCCCAGUAUCCAACCAGCCAACGGUACUUGUUCAACCUCAACCUGUCGUCGAAGGCUGGAGUCGCUUUGCUUUCAAUACUAUUGGUGGCGUCGUUGGCAAGGUGUGGGAAUUCUGCAGGACUGGCGCCUUUAGAGGCUUCUCUGCAGGAGGUGGCAAGGCUUACACCAUCGACGGCCAGAGCCUGGAAACGUUACCAGAGCCCGAGGUGGAAGUUGAGCCCAAACCUGAACUUGGACAACAGCCUCAACCCCAACUGUCCGAGAAGACACCCGAUUUCGGGCUAGAGAGCCCCAGACCGAGCGCCCCUUUGGUUGACACAACACCGCCAGGUGGCUAUCCAACGCCUGGCUUCAUGAGCACCAACCCCUUCGCGUACCAAUUCCAAGAAACCCUUCCGUCCGAGAGUACACCGUCGCGUCCGGCGGUGAAGCGCAGACAAACCAGCGCCGGAAACCAUGAUGAGCUUCGCAACUGGGUUGUGGUGGAUGAGCAGGCAGCGGCUAGCAGACGGGCACUUCCUCGGCCGGCCUCGCGUCCGGUCUCGCGGAACAGCCGGCCGUCAAUGGUGACUGGGCGCAGAAUCAGCGUCCCCAAGCCACGCCUCAGCUCCACACCGACGGCCCAGCGCAGGCCAACCACCAGUCACAGCAACAUCUCGCACGCUGGAACUGCGGCGCUGUCACCCCAACAGCCUGCCAGCUUUGCCGGUGCCUGGUCGCCCGAGACACCCUCGCAGUUUACUGGUCCAUCGCCGAGUCGGAUUCCUCUGCCUGUCCAGCCCGCUGGAUUGGGGCCCAAUCCGUUCGCGAGACCGAGCAACCCAAACUUGCGCCAGAGCGCCAUUCCUUCUCCUGUACAGUCCAGCACUAGCCCUUACACUCACUCGCAUCGUCGCUCGCGUAGCAAUGCAUCAGCAGCACAUUCACGACGUAAAUCGAAAGAUUUUGGCGUCGACUCAAUCCGCGAGAGCCCUCGUCUUACUACCGAGGCCAAGAAAUUGGCAGCUAGGAGGGUCAGGGACGAGCAGGAUUCCGAUGCACGGAUUGACGAUUUCAACCAAAGACUGAAAGAGAUGAUUCGCCAGGGCCGAGAAGCACUUGGCACCAAGAUUGAGAUUGAUGGUGAUGACGGUUGCUGGAUGGAUGAUUAA
Molecule: messenger RNA, 1596 nt
Organism: Colletotrichum siamense
Lineage: Eukaryota; Fungi; Ascomycota; Sordariomycetes; Glomerellales; Glomerellaceae
Exons: 1
Coding region: 1-1596 (531 amino acids)
Source: RefSeq, a predicted model, not a curated record